This is a messenger RNA of Scomber japonicus (chub mackerel), 2368 nucleotides long. It is a transcript of the gene plcd4b, whose product is annotated as phospholipase C, delta 4b. Gene Ontology annotation, biological process: lipid metabolic process; intracellular signal transduction. The record is from RefSeq and is a predicted model, not a curated record. The transcript has 16 exons. The coding region runs from base 78 to 2339 and encodes 753 amino acids. Lineage: Eukaryota; Metazoa; Chordata; Actinopteri; Scombriformes; Scombridae. Gene Ontology annotation, molecular function: phosphatidylinositol-4,5-bisphosphate phospholipase C activity; calcium ion binding.
GCUGUCUUUUAAAGUAUACCCACCUCAUUCAUCACAACACUCCUGCAAAUUUCCAUUGGCAUGACUUAAGGGUAGCGAUGGAUCCUGAAGGUUCACGUAUCCAAGAUGACCCAGAUGUCAAGGUGCUGUUGGCGGGCUCGACUCUGAGGAAGGUGAAGUCCCGUUUGUGGAAGAAGAAUCGGCAUUUCCGACUCCUGGCCGAUAGCCAGACCAUCUGGCACAAGUCCAGACGGGCGGGGAGAGGCCAUUCCACUUUCUCGGUCACUGAAGUGGAGGCUGUGCGCGAGGGCCACCAGUCUGAGGUCUUGCAGAGCAUCGCAGAGGAUUUCCCCGCUGACCUCUGCUUCACGUUGGUGUUUCAUGGUCGCCAAGGCAACCUGGACCUGGUGGCCGAGUCCCCCGAGGAGGCACGGGCGUGGAUCCAGGGAGUGCGCAAGCUGAUUCACAGGGCUAAGACGAUGGAUGCGAAGGAGAAGCUUGACCAAUGGGUGAGGGACUGGUUUCAGAAGGCCGACAAAAACAAAGACGGGAAGAUGAUUUUCAAAGAGGUGAAGAAGCUGCUGAAGAUGAUGAAUGUAGAGAUGAAUGAGGAACACGCUUGGCAUCUCUUCACGAUGGCCGACAAGUCAGAGAGCGACUCUUUGGAAAUGGAGGAGUUUGUCCUCUUCUAUAAGAUGCUGACUCAGCGGGAUGAAGUGUGGAAGGUGUUUCAGGACUACUCUGCAGAUGGAGAGAAGUUAAUGGUGGAGGAGCUGGAGAGCUUCCUGAAGAUCGAGCAACAUGAGGGAGAGCGCAGCGCACAGUACGCCCAGCAGCUGAUCGGCCGCUAUGAACCAUCUGAAACAGCCAAAACACAAGGCGCCAUGUCUUUAGAUGGCUUCCAGAUGUACCUGUGCUCCCAGGAGGGCUCCAUAUUUAAACCUGAACAUGUGGAUCUUCACCAGGACAUGAGCCAGCCGCUCAGCCACUACUUCAUCUCCUCCUCACACAACACCUACCUCAUGGAGGACCAGCUCCGAGGGCAGAGCAGCCUGGAGGCGUACAUCCAGGCCUUGAAGAGAGGCUGCCGUUGUGUCGAGGUGGACUGCUGGGACGGCAGUGAUGGAGAGCCCGUCGUGUACCACGGUCACACUCUGACCUCAAAGAUCCUCUUCAAAGAUGUCAUCUCAACGCUCAAAGAAUAUGCCUUCAAGGCAUCUGACUUCCCGGUCAUCCUGUCUAUGGAGAAUCACUGUGGUGUGGAGCAGCAGAUCGUAAUGGCCCAGCACCUUCGCCAAAUACUGGGUGACACGCUGCUGACCUCUCUGCUGGAUGGGCAAGUCCCUCAACAGCUCCCUUCUCCACAGGAACUGAAAGGGAAAAUUUUACUUAAAGCCAAGAAGAUUGGCGGGCUAGAGUGUUCUCUCGAUGAAACGGAUUUAGUUAGUGAUGAAGACGAGAUGGCCAACGGUGACGCUGAGAGCCCGUCUGCAGAAGACCUCCCUGCUGAAUGUUUAAACCCAAAUGAGAAGAAAUCCAAGUCCAAACUCUCCCGGGAGCUGUCAGACCUGGUGGUUUACUGCAAGAGCGUGCACUUCCAUGGCUUCGAGCAUGCUCGUUUGCACGCCAAGUGCUAUGAAAUGUCUUCGUUCUCUGAGUCCAAGGCCAAGAGGCUUGUUAAAGAGACAGGAACAGACUUUGUGCAGUACAACACGAAGCAGCUGAGCAGGAUUUAUCCCAGUGGCCUCAGGACCGACUCCUCCAACUAUAACCCUCAGGAGAUGUGGAACGUGGGCUGCCAGAUAGUGGCUCUGAACUUCCAGAGGGCUGGUCUGGAAAUGGAUCUGAACGAUGGGCUCUUCAGGCAGAAUGGCUGCUGCGGCUAUGUCCUUAAACCUGACUUCAUGAGAGACGGAAACACACAGUUCAGUCCCGAGAAACCUGAGGAGCGGCAAAACGGCAAACCACUCCGCUUAUCCUUCCAGGUGAUAAGUGGCCAACAGCUACCAAAGGUAAACCAGAAAGAGGGCUCUAUCGUAGACCCUCUGGUCAGAGUGGAGAUCUACGGAGUACCACAGGACCAGGCCAAAGAAGAGACCACUCACAUUAACAACAAUGGUUUUAACCCGGUGUGGAAUGAAACUCUAAAUUUUGUCGUCCGCACACCUGAGCUGGCCCUGGUUCGCUUUGUGGUGGAGGACUACGACAAGGCAUCCAGAAAUGACUUCAUGGGACAGUUCACUCUCCCGUUUACGUGCAUCCAAACAGGAUAUCGUCACAUACAUCUGCUCUCUAAAGAUGGAACAGCAAUCCCUCAAGCUUCACUCUUCAUUCACAUCAGCAUCUCAGAGCUCACAUGAAGACGUUAAAUUUGAGCAUAAAAAAAGCC